AUGACUUGUUUACAUAGUCUGGUUGAUUUACUGAUAGAAAUGACAACUUCUGAAGCUCCAUUUACACUCCCAUUUGCUGCACUUUUUGAACCAACACUUCGGUUCAUGUUGCGGCUCGUGUCAAUAAACUUUGGUUGUUCAGCCGUUAUCCUUAGGUUUUUUCGCUCAAAUCAUGAUCUUAUUUAUCGCUUAGCAUCUUGUUCAUUGUUUUUGGAUAUAAAAACGCAAGGUGAUGGAGAGGAAAAUAUGGUGUUAAAGAAUUUAAAAAUCACAAUUCAAGGACUUAUACUGCAUUUAAGUGCUGUUGAAUUGUCUGCUCUCUUACAAAAUCGGCAUUACAGUCAGCCAGAACGUUAUUUUCAUCUGAUGCUAUCGCAGAGAGAUGAGACAGUGCAAGGACAAGAUUCAGUAAUCGAGCCUAUGUUGGGACAAGUUGCUAUCGGCUACACUCGGAAUGAGCAAAGGGAUGAAGAAGAAUGGCCUUUUCUGUGGAAGUUAUUGAGGACAAAAGCUGAUUUUAGUGAAAUAGAGAUUCCGGUAAUGGAAUUACUUAAUGCGAAAAAAUUGCAACAGAUUUUAUCAUUGUGUUUGCGUCCGACAUCUGCAAAUGUUCAGCAAUGUGAUAUCGAGCAUUUAAACUGGCUGCUUUAUAGAGAAUUUAGUAUGGUUGCCAAUGAAAUGCAACCUAAGUUCAAUUUCGAAAUCUCUAAGGACACUAAGCAAUUGCUUCAGUAUUGCACAAAUUAUAAUCUUGUAAAAAAUGGAGAAGCGUCAUUGCGACAGCUUCUCUCUGGUUGGCUAUCAUUUGUAAAUGUGCUGGCCAUAUUCUGUCCGGUUCCGUUUCUUGCUCUCGAUGUUCAAUACCAGUAUCUCUCAGAUGCAUUAUAUCUUUUAUUAAACUAUGCUUCGGAUACAUACAUGGACGCAAAACUUUCUUCAGCAGUUUCACAAUGUCUUCUGAGACUGACUGCUUCGAUUUGUACAUUGCUAAAGAGUUUGAAAGAGGAGAUUGCUGCGUUUAGAGUCGCUAUCACUGAUGUUGCUGAUGCUUUGAUCCGAUUUCUGAUACAGCCAGGUAAACGAUCGCUGCAAACGAAGCUAGAUUUAUAUGCUUGCAUUUCACUUAUUUUGAAUUAUUCAACUGAAGCACUUGUUUCGGAAAAGGAAGAAGAUGUUUCUCACUGUGGUGAUGACUUUUUGUUUGGUUCAACAGCCUUGAACGUUGCGCAGCAGGAUAUUUUGCGAACUAUAUUCACAAAAUAUGGACAUGAACUAAUUUCGCUUCUGUCCAAAGAUAUUUGUGACUCACCUCCAGCACUAAGAUUCGUGGCAUUAUUUUGUCUCGCACAAAUACUGCGUGAAGAUGCGCUGGGAUCUCAGUCGCUAGCAUUUGAAUUCCUUCGUACUGGUAUGUUACGAUAUGUUCUGGAAUCAGUGGCGGAUGUUAAUUUAAGUGGAUCCGAGAUUAAUGAUAUUCGUUCUUUGGAACAUUGCAAUAUUGUGUUGACUUUAUUUAUUCGGCUUGGACUUACUAGCUGCGGUUGGAAUGGUCUACAUGAUGUUAAUGCUUUGCAAGUGUUAGCAAACAUCCCUCUAUGGUCAAAUCCACCGAAAGAUUUGUUUCUUGCAUCUAAUUUUGACCUGAAGGCUCGCAGCGUUCCAUCACUGUAUAUGAAUUAUGUUGCAAACGUAGUGUAUCUUUGUAUUGCGUUAUGUUCGAAUUCUCAUUGGAAAAGAGUCUCAAUUCAGGUUCUUAGACUGUUAUCAUGUAAUGCCGACGUGCUAAAUCAUUUGAUGCGAAUUAAUAGGCAAAAUUUAUUUCUUGUGAAAUGUGGCAUUCUUAUUGCACAUAUUCAUCACUUUGAUACCUCAGCUCGGUCAUUUGUUGAGAAAUCAAGCUGUUUAAAUGCUUUAAGGAAGUCGUUCGGCAAGAUGUCAACGUCUUCUCCAGUCCCUUUGAAAGCCGCUUUCAACACUCCACGACAUCUCUUCAGUAAUCCCAGUUCGAUCAUUAGUUGA
This is a messenger RNA of Cercopithifilaria johnstoni, 2019 nucleotides long. Lineage: Eukaryota; Metazoa; Nematoda; Chromadorea; Rhabditida; Onchocercidae. The record is from the annotation of a GenBank genome assembly.